Colletes gigas is the source of this 3343-nucleotide messenger RNA. RefSeq lists its product as uncharacterized. The transcript is spliced from 6 exons. Lineage: Eukaryota; Metazoa; Arthropoda; Insecta; Hymenoptera; Colletidae. The record is from RefSeq and is a predicted model, not a curated record. The coding region runs from base 366 to 2135 and encodes 589 amino acids.
GUCGCGCUCGAAGCCUCGAUCGAUCGAUGGAUGGAUCCACCGCGUCCCUCCUCGAUCCUUUGAGAAAUCGAACCCGAUCAUCUUCUAUCUCCGUCCGUCGUUUGAUCGGUCGCCGGUCUCGUACACGGUCCGCUAAUCGUCAUCGGACAGUGAAAGUUCCGACGAAACACCGUACCGCGGUCAUGGUUGUCGUGUGUUCGGUGCAGGUGAACCGCGUGCGUGCUUCUCACACGUUUGGUGGAUCUUGAGAUAUCACCGGGAGCCGAAGAUCGCCAGUGGGAAAGGACGAAGACACUGCCGCUGUGAAACGUGUAAUCGCGUACUCAGUGUCUAUGAUAACGUGAAAGCCCAGCUCGUGCGUGACGAUGUCAUCGAGUGGUGAAUUUUCGACGCUGUCCAGUGGUGAGGUAACCGGGACUGGCGACGACUCGUUGCCAAGCUCCCGCGAGGCGACCGCGGAAGCAGCGAAUUCUGGGGCUGGAUUUAUGCCUCUGCGCGAGUUCCUGGACAGAUUCUCGCUGCCCAGGGUGGUCAGGGUGGAAGGCGCCGGUGGACGACCGAUACUGUUGUACAAACAACAGCAGAGAUCGCUGAGAGUCACGGCCACCCUGCUGAUGCACCGUUACCGUCACGACGUUAAAGUUGGCCCGGAAAUCGUGAUCCCGGAAGGAUACCCUGGCUGGUUCUCCGUUGUCUCGAACAACAGUGGUACUGGAAGUGCCAGGGUGUACAGAAGAGUGGGAGCUUUGGUUCGAGCUGGUGUCCCGGCGUUUCUGCUCGCGAAACCUCUCAGAGCUUACACGCUAACACACUCCAAGAUGGAGAAUGGGAAUCUAAGGGCGCACUACACGAAGACGACCGUGCGCGCGGGGGAAGUUCUACGGCUGGCCGCGGUGUUCCAGGACACGCGGAGGGCGCCAGUGUCGAGCGGCAUUUCCGGUGUCGUUAGCGGCGUCCCCGAGGGUAAAAGUUCAAGGUCGUCGGAACGAGAUCAGUACGCGCAGUGCCUGGAUUCUCACGGGCACGAGCUAUUCGCGCCGCUUUCAGCGAGAGGAGAGUUCUACGCCACUUGCCAGAGCGGAAGCCUCGACACCGGAAGCGACGCCGUCUUGUAUAGAGUUCAUCAGCUCGCCAGGAGGGAUCUACCUCUGAGGGUACGGUUGGUCGCUGGACCUCUGCCAAUACCGUUGCCACGAGAUUAUAGCGGUCUGAUGCAACUGGAAGGUGCAACGAGGGGCCCCAUAGUUUUAGGUUGCGCAGUGCCGCUGGUACCCGAGAGACCUGUGCCAAAUUCCACCGUCCCAGAACUCCUUGAAUUGGUUGCCACAGGACCAACGGCGCCUCGAGUGAAAAGAGCGCGAUUAGGCUGUCCUUCCGAAGCACGGUUGCUGGCCUCGCCAAAGAUGCAGCGAUUACUAUCAGCCUGCAGAAGAGCCCUGGACCAGAGAGCGACGGAACCACGCGUAGCGCCUCCGAAGCCAACCAACACCAGUGGUCAACUGAAAGAGCUCCAUUUGAAGGAGAUCAAAUCCAAAACGGAGGCGAAACCGAUCCUCCAGAGUCUAAAGGAGGGCAUAGAGCACAUCAAGAGAACGACUAUCAGAGAUCGUAGCAAUAGUCGGACGAGCAACAACAACCACAGCAUCCUCGAUCGAAUCACGAGGAUAGCCCAGGGUGGGAGGAGCAGAAACCCUGCCAAGAAGUCUGCUUCGUUCACGUUCGCGGUUCGGCCGGAAAUUGGCAUGAGGUCCGAGAGAUACGCCAGCCUGGAGUCGGAGACCAAUCUGCUGCAGGCGUCCGCCUCUUCCAGACAGCAGGUUCAACGGUCAGUUUCGACCAGCGUGCUGGAGGUACAGACUCAGCAGGACUUGGACCCGCCGUACUCCAAGGUCAGGGACAGUCUGACGCCUCUACCGUCGACUCCGCUGCCCAAGACGGAGGAGAUCUACGCUGAAAUCUGCGAGCUUACGAACGUCAGCCCCCCCGAGGAGAAACCACCGCCACCGCUGCCUGGAGGGAAGAACGGGACCAGAGAGAAGGACAGGGGCUACGUGAAGCUGGCUCUGUCGCAGUCCGAGAUUUCUGACGCGAACGCUGUCGAGGACGAAGAGGGGAUCUACAAUACUGUCUGCUGAUCGUGGUUCUUCCUGGACCGGAGGAGACUCGCUGCGUUCCGGGGAAUGGAAGCGCGUUAGAUAAGAUAGGGGAGCAAGUUUGAGGGGGAUCUUUGGGUAUCGAGGAUUUGUGCACAGUUAGACGACCCAUUUGAAGAGAUUAGAGGUAGCUAAAUAGUAGAGACGAAUCGAGUUGUGGCGGGGAAGCGAAUCCAGAAACCCUUUGGAUCCCCGCAUUUGGAACUUUUAAAUUUGUACAUUUUCUUCCAGAUAUGCUCUGUCGUGCUUCCGUAGAUUUCUUAAUUCAAAAUUUCGCGCGCGUAAAUCCGAACAGUGUGGCAGAGGGCGCUCCCGUUACUCGAAAGCGACUGGUAACACGGUGUUCGCGUUAAAAAUGAUCGCUUGAACCAAACUUCUUCGCUUUGAAUCGAGUCUCUGAUCACCGAAACCUUGUUCCGAUCUAAAAAUAUCUGCUCGCUUCCCUGCACACGACGCGACAGUCCGGUCGUCUCGUCCGUAAACCUGAUUCUCCGAUCGCUCCGAGCGGCAUGAAUCGUGGACGUCGACAUGCGAACGCAUCGAAAAUUAGCCCUCGAAGUUCAUUGACGGAGAUAAGGCGCGACUUCCUAGGUCGAACUGCGGAGAACCGUUCGGGCAGAAACCGGCGCUGCGGUGCACCGACGGGAUUUACAACGCCAUUUGCCGAAGAAAUUAUCCCUCCGAGGUCUUUUUCUCCCCUUUUUCCGCGCUCAGAGCGGCGGCGUCCUUCACGGGGAACCGGGCGGAAGAUUUACAAGGCUGUUGACCGGGGAAAAUGAGCGCGUAAUUACGGUCCCGUGCGUGUAUAGAGGAUGUAGCGGGCCUCCUCGAGACGCUGCGCGACUUCCGGUACUGGAGAAUCUGUGCUGCGGCUGAUCGAUAUUAUUAGAACCGACCGAUCGCUUGUACUCGAUGUCUCGACGCAUCCUUAACGAGAAGUCCCUAGAUCCGCGCGAGCUGUGACGAUAAAGUGGACGAAAUCUGUAAGAAACGUUUUCUCCGAAAAUGGUUCCUUUCCGUACGAGUACACGCGAGGAUAUACUUUUACGCGUCGACGGGUCCUCCGAACGUUUACUGAUAUUAAAUCCUCUUAAUCCUAGAUGGACCUAGGGGGAUUGCCAAUCGUGUACCAUUUUGUAAAUUUGUUGGUACCCUUAGCGUAGUGGCUAGUGUCCAGGCAUUUUGUACAU